AUGUCCAAGGUGGGGCUGUCAACUGACAUGGAUAACUUCGAGUACAGCAUCCAGCUGAACGACAGGGACUGGGCUGAGUUCUUCCUGGCGUCGGAGGAAUGCGACCUAGCGCCCGCCGCGUUGGCCACGGCCGAGGAGCAGUGUCUCAGUGACAUUGAACAAGGGGACGGCAGCAAAGGGAAGGAGAAGGCAGCCAAGCCAGCUCCUGCGAAGCUGGGGAGCGAGGAGGGAGGGGAGAGCAAACGGCCGGUGCCCGGCCCUGGCACGGAUGAGGGCGAUCCAGCCGGGAGCACCGUCCCGAAGCAGAAGGUGAAGGAGCCGGCGGCACAGCCCAUGGGAAAGGUGAAGGCCACCAAGCAUUCAAAGCCAGGGCAGGCUGGUGGCUCGGGUGUACGUGACAACGUGCCUGUGAUCCCUGCCAUGGCUCCUUCAGCAGAGGCAUGCCAGGAGAUGCCGGGGAAGCCUCUCCAUCCCAAGAGCGUGGCGGCUUUUGGAGGGGAUGCUGCUGGGGGAGCUCACAGGGAGCCUGCAGCUGAGACCCCCGGGGAGCUGGGACCCCCUUGCUUUGCAGCUGGGGCCACCCUGCCUGCGAGGGCAGACACCCUGGACGUGACUUGGCCCGAGAUGUACGACUAUUUGUUCUGUGACUCCCAAGGGGAAGAAGAAGGGAUGGGGAACUCGGUGUAUGAACACUUCUUCCUGGACGGGUCUGGGAACAGGGCUGGCUGGAGAGGGAUUUUCUCUCUGGCUCCAGCCUCCGAGGUGAAGAAAGCUGUGGGGGCUUUGAAGUCCCUUCUGCAACGGCCGAUGCAUCUCGUCAGAGGCCAAGCCCCGGCCCCGCAGGCUCUCGUGCGGAGAGGAUCCGGAGAGAAGCUCCCCCUCGUCCCGCUGGCUCCUCUGGGAAGAGGCCAGAAGCAUCCCGAAGGCUUGGACAUGGCCCUGGCGCUGACAGGGAGGCCCGAGGCUCCGCUGGCGCUGACCCACAAAGACAUGUGCCUCGUCUUCUGCGCCUUUGCGUCGUGGGCGGUGAAGACCUCCGACCUGCAGGCUCCGGAUGCCUGGAAGACCAUGUUCCUGGCAAGUUUUGGCACGCUCUCUGCCAUCCGCUACUUCCGAAGGCAGGUCAGAGAAGGACAGCUCCGGACCUAG
This is a messenger RNA of Opisthocomus hoazin, 1149 nucleotides long. Lineage: Eukaryota; Metazoa; Chordata; Aves; Opisthocomiformes; Opisthocomidae. The record is from RefSeq and is a predicted model, not a curated record.